This is a messenger RNA of Peronospora matthiolae, 1056 nucleotides long. The record is from the annotation of a GenBank genome assembly. Lineage: Eukaryota; Oomycota; Peronosporomycetes; Peronosporales; Peronosporaceae.
AUGGUGGGGCGAAACUUUGGCCGUCCAGCACGCGGACACUUCGACUUGGGUCGCAACAACCAUGUUAUUGCACUGAUGCUGAUGCUUUUGCGUCAAGUGCAGCAGCUGGAGCGAAAACCGCCCGUCACACUUGGGCUGAUGGCUCUGAUGUGCGGCCUUUACUAUCAACAGAACAUCACACCCGAGCUCUUUCAUCCCUACGCGCUGCGAGUGAACUGUUGUCGUAUCAGAGAGAAGGUGGUGGGUAGAUGGAUAAGAUUGACGAGGUUGGUUGUUGAUGUCUUCUGUAGCUGUCCCGAUCGAGUUCUCGAUCGAUUUGAGCUCAUGCGGAUCGUUGCCUCGGGUCUCAUCCACGCGGAUGAGUGGCACCUGUACCACAACAUGAUAUCGUUUCUUUGGAAAGGAUACAAUCUUGAGUACAAGCUGGGGAGUGUGCAGUUCCUGCUUAUCGUUGGAUUCUUGCUUGCUCUGAGUCACACUCUUGUGAUCGCAGUUGCACUUAUUCUAGCUACGUGCUUCCAGAUGCCGGGCCCUUUGCACCAGUGCAGUGUUGGCUUUUCGAGUGUUCUUUUUGCGUUGAAGGUCAUCUUGAACCACGAUUCUCCAGCAUUCUCGACCAUUUACGGGUUUUGUGUGCCCACGAAAUACGCGGCGUGGCUGGAACUGGUGGCAAUUUACCUUCUCGUACCGCAAAGUUCGUUCAUGGGCCACAUGUGUGGCAUUCUAGCUGGAUAUAUCUGCGUACGCUUCCUAUCGAUGCGAUCGACUAUGAUUGUCGGAGUCCGCUGGAUCAGCCGAUGUCUACAGGAGCUAAAGAAGCUGGUUACCAACCGACGAAACACAGGCACACGAAGAAGUACACCGCAACAUGCUCCACGCAGACCGUCUGCCCCCUCGUAUGAGACAGACGAAGAACUGGCACGGCGUCUUCAAGAAGAAGAAUACCGGUCACAUGACGGUCCACGACCGCAACCAGAACAACGUGAGCCCUACCACAUCACUCCGAGCGAGCUUCGACGACGGCGUUUGGCUCGGUUCACGAACGGUCGAAGGUGA